This is a messenger RNA of Fimicolochytrium jonesii, 1262 nucleotides long. RefSeq lists its product as uncharacterized. Bases 292 to 993 code for a protein of 233 amino acids. The transcript has a single exon. NCBI's taxonomy places the organism in Eukaryota, Fungi, Chytridiomycota, Chytridiomycetes, Spizellomycetales, Powellomycetaceae. The record is from RefSeq and is a predicted model, not a curated record.
AUCGUCUAUUCUAGAACGAGUUCAAGAACGAUUGGGUUGCAUGUGUCCGUUAGGGUCGCGGAGUGUAUGCCUAACCCUAAACCCCUCACCGCGCCAAUUGCUUGUUCAUAUAAAAGCAGUCAUGGCCGAACUCCAGAGCACUUAACCCAUCUGGGAGUAAAAUUGAGUGCACAUCCUCCAAAUACGUGAAUCGCUACCACAAUUCCCUUCGACAUCGCCGCAUUAGCAAGUCUUACUUCUGAACGCUAACGCCCCUUUGUUGUGGAAGUUGUAUACACUCCAAGCGAAUAAAUGCCGCAACUCCUCUUUGUUCCUUUUGAUAGUCAGCCGUACUUCACCGACGUCAGCGACUUCAAGGCUUUGAAGAAGCUUCUACACGUCCGACAUAUGAAGGAUGUAUCAUUCCCUAUCGUAGUCGUAGAACGCGAUGGUUCCGGGCAAGAUUGCUACUUUCGAGGCCAAGUGCAACUCACGUAUGAUAGCCAUGAUGCACGACGCUCGCCUGACGCGGUUAAUCGAAACUUACCGUUUGUGUGCGGCAACGCGGCUGUACUUGCGACAUACACUCUCCACGUCGAUGACACCGACGAACCCGAACGGACGAUUUUGGACUUGUCGCGAGUCCUCCGACAAGAGGUAGCAAUCGACUUGUUGCGAUUUAUGCAUCUCAAAAUGCUGCUCAACGACAUUCGGUUGGAGACGCGGGACCUUCAGUACGAAGUCAUGCAAUUAAUUGCGCAAACAGGAUCACAGCCCGCAGCUGGAGCAAAUCCCAUCAGUGAGGACGACUGCGAAAGGGAAGCCGAAACGCUGAGUGACCUCUCCAGCUUCCUGGGAAAACGAAGUACCAAUCUGUUCAGGGAAAGAUGCACGGCGGAACACGAGUUGAACCGGCUCGAUGUUGACCACAGCGCGUUCAUGGCUAUAGCAACUGAACAUUUCUCACCGGACGAAUAUAUCUUGCGCAAAUUUGUACUUGGGGAGCAAGAGUAGUUUAGUUUGUCGUUCGGUGGCUCAAGCAUCGUUCGAGGCUUUGAGUUGCGUUACCGUCGGGAACGGUCAACCUCUUCGCGGGGAUGGCGCGUUGGGAACCAGAAUAAAGCAUCUUAACAUCCCAAGGGUAUUUAUGCUCAUUCUCCCAGGAAUACUUCGCCGGAGAAAGGGGUCUCCCCCACCCUGCGCAUAUAUGGGAAGCGUCUCAUAGAUUCGAGUAAUGUCAAGUGUCUUUAUGAUUUUAUAUCACCAAUAUAGCUUUAUACCCC